Molecule: messenger RNA, 4803 nt
Organism: Silurus meridionalis
Lineage: Eukaryota; Metazoa; Chordata; Actinopteri; Siluriformes; Siluridae
Gene: brsk1b
Product: BR serine/threonine kinase 1b
Biological process (GO): protein phosphorylation; microtubule cytoskeleton organization; intracellular signal transduction
Cellular component (GO): cytoplasm
Molecular function (GO): protein serine/threonine kinase activity; ATP binding; tau-protein kinase activity
Source: RefSeq, a predicted model, not a curated record
UUGUGGGAAUGAGAGAGAACACUGUUUAAUAGAAACACUGCAGGGGAAAGACCGAGAGGAUGCGCGUUCACGAGGAGGACUCGCGCAGGGCGGGGACGCGCGGGCGCGCGGCUGAGGAGGAGAGUGGAACCCGGAUGCUGAUGCUGAUGGAGAGAGAAGAAGGAAGGAGGAGAAGAUAAUAAGGAAAAGCCUCCUGACAGAGGGAAGGUGCAGUGCAUGGGCUGAGGGAGCUUCACAGACUGCACACGGGGAGCGGCAGUGAGCUGCAGGACACGAGAAGCUCACAGACACCGGGAUCGCCAUUUUCCACCGUUAGGAUGUCCGGUAACCGGGAGACGGGAGGAGAGCGCGGGGAGGAGCUGCUGUGAGGGAGACAAGGAGAACAUUCCACCUGCUCAUCACCACCAUCACCACCAUCAGCAUCAGCAUCAGCCACAUCCUGAUAUGCCGGUUUUCCUCACAGAAACUCUCUAUAACCAGAACCGGACAAACACACAGUGACUGUGGAGAAAUUCCCCGGGGCGGCGCGCGCUCUCUCCCCGGCCUGCUCCGCUCCACACCCGUAUGCGCGGCCUGGACAACACCGCGGCUCAGCACACAUUCACUCCUCACUUCUAGAUUGACUGAAACCAGAGGAACGUUUGCAGAAGUCAGAGAUGGAUGUGGUGUUAUUAGUUAGAUGACAGGUUUUUUUAUUAUUGCUUUUUAUAUUUUUUAUUCUUUUCCACAUCAUCCUGCCAGUAACUGGGUCACUUCCGGUCUCUGAGUCAUCCGUGUCCUCCUGAAAAACCUAGUUCCUCCUCAUCCUCACAACCUCAAUCAAAGACCUCCUGGAUCUCCGGAAUCACAUCUCAUCCCAAAAACCCGAUCGGGUUCGGAACCGCAGCGUCCAAAGCAGCUAGAGAGGAAAAAGAGGAGGACCAGGAUCAGGCCUUCAUCAUCACCUGCAGCCCGACGGUAAUGUCGGACAGGCGCGUGACGUCACCAGGCAGGACGUCGCGCUGUGCACUGAACCGGAUGUGAGAGGGGUUUCCUUCAUUGUUGCGGUCACUCCUUAAACCUGAGCAUCAUGUCCAGUAAAGAGGUGUCCAGCAGCCACCCUGCCCAGUAUGUGGGACCAUAUCGCCUGGAGAAAACCCUGGGAAAAGGACAGACAGGUUUGGUGAAGCUGGGUGUCCACUGUAUCACAGGCCAGAAAGUGGCUAUAAAGAUUGUAAACAGAGAGAAACUUUCAGAGUCUGUCCUCAUGAAGGUGGAGAGAGAGAUCGCCAUUUUGAAGUUAAUUGAACAUCCACAUGUCCUCAAACUGCACGAUGUGUACGAGAAUAACAAAUACCUGUAUCUGGUGUUGGAGCACGUGUCAGGAGGUGAGCUGUUUGAUUAUUUGGUGAAGAAAGGUCGUCUGACUCCUAAAGAAGCGAGGAAGUUUUUCAGACAGAUCAUCUCCGCCCUGGACUUCUGUCACAGUCACUCUAUAUGUCACAGAGACCUGAAGCCAGAGAACCUGUUGUUGGAUGAGAAGAAUAAUAUCAGGGUAGCUGACUUUGGCAUGGCGUCUCUCCAGGUGGGAGACAGUCUACUGGAGACGAGCUGUGGAUCUCCUCAUUACGCAUGUCCUGAAGUCAUCAGGGGGGAGAAGUAUGAUGGUCGUAGAGCAGAUGUAUGGAGCUGUGGUGUUAUCCUUUUUGCUCUGCUGGUGGGAGCUUUACCCUUUGAUCAUGAUAACCUGCGGCAGCUGCUGGAGAAGGUGAAGAGUGGAGUGUUCCACAUGCCCCACUUCAUCCCACCUGAGUGUCAGGCGCUGCUGAGGGGCAUGAUCGAGGUCAACCCUGAGAAACGCCUUACGCUGGAAGCAAUACACAAACACCCAUGGUACCUUGGAGGUCGUAACGAGCCGUGUCCCGAACCUUCCCCCAGAAGAGUGUGUGUGAAGAGGAUCAUGUCUCUGACAGAACUGGACCCUGAUGUGUUGGACAGUAUGCACUCUCUGGGCUGCUUCAGGGACCGAGUCAAACUGACCCGAGACCUGCAGUGUGAAGAAGAAAACCAGGAGAAGAUGAUCUACUACCUGCUGCUGGACAGAAAGGAACGCUACCCCAGUUAUGAGGAUGAAGAUCUUCCUCCCAGGAAUGAUAUUGAUCCUCCCCGUAAACGAGUGGACUCUCCCAUGCUGACCCGUCAUGGCCGCUGUCGACCGGAGAGAAAGAGCCUGGAGGUGCUGAGUGUGACGGAUCAGGGUUCCCCGACUCCACCCCGUCGGGCCCUCGACACCUCCGCACAUAGCCAGAGAUCUCGCUCAGUGAGCGGCGCUUCGACCGGUUUGUCCUCUAGCCCCCUGAGCAGCCCCAGAAGUCCAGUUUUCACCUUCAGCCAAUCCGAGGUCGCCUCUGCCUCUGCCACACAAGCCAAAGACCACAAAGCGGGAAGCAGCCAUGCCUCUCGGGCUGCCCAGCGUGUGCCCGACCAAAAAACCCAGACACUUCCCUCGAAGGCGGCGAGUGAGCGUCUGCAUCUGCAGUCUAUGAAGUCUCUCCCCCUGCAGACGCCACCCUCCCCCUCCCCCUCACCGUCUCCACUCCUUUCCCCCAUCCCUCGUUUCUUCUUCUUCCCCGCUCCCUCCGUCCUGAAGUCCGUCACUAAGUCCAUUUAUCCUAACUCUGCCCAUGUGUCGCAGGUCACACCCCAGGAUUCCCCGCUUCCCACCCCUUGGAACACCCCAGCCCCUCCCACCCCACCAUCCUCCUCUUCCUCCUCCUCCUCCUCACGAGCUGAAGGGGGCGGGGCUGGCAGCAGUACAGGGGGUGGUUCCCUGUCCCUCACCCCCCCCUCCAGCCCCGGUGCAGGUGGUGGAAUGGCUGCUAGUAGCUCCGCCCAUUGGAGGAGCCGUCUCAACUCAUUCAAGAACAACCUGCUGGGUUCUCCACGCUUCCAUCGCCGCAAGCUGCAGGUUCCUACAUCAGAAGACAUGUCCAGCCUGACUCCGGAGUCCAGCCCUGAAUUGGCUAAGAAGUCCUGGUUUGGGAAUUUCAUCAGUCUGGAAAAAGAGGAGCAGAUUUUUGUUGUGAUUCGAGACAAACCUCUGAGUUCCAUCAAAGCAGACAUUGUCCAUGCCUUUCUAUCAAUUCCAUCUCUGAGCCACAGUGUAAUCUCUCAGACAAGUUUUAGAGCAGAGUAUAAGACGUCUGGUGGUUCCUCCGUCUUCCAGAAGCCCAUUAAAUUCCAGGUGGACAUCGCCUUCUCCGAGGCAGAGCGUGAACGAGAGCGGGGCAGAGAGGGCAAAAGGGAGACUGGAAUUUACAGCGUCACCUUCACCCUCAUCUCAGGUCCUAGUCGCAGGUUUAAGAGAGUGGUGGAGACGAUUCAGGCUCAGCUGCUCAGUACUCAUGACCAGCCCUCUGUGCAGGCCCUCGCUGAUGAGAAGAACGGGAUCUCGUCUCAUCCUCCUGCCACGCCCACCCGCCAGAACUCCCGCCACUCUGAGGGGGGAGGAGAACGCAGCGAGAGGGCGGAGCGCGCAGACGGUGCAGGUACAGGCAGCAGUGGUAGCGUCAUCCAGCGCAAGGGGUCGGGCAAGGACAAGCCCCGCCUCCUGUCCUCCAAUGGAACCCAGUCUCAGCCGUGAGAGAACUCACUGAAGAGCUGUGACUCUCUCUGUUCCCCUGUCCCCCUGUCCCCUAAUCCCCCCCACCCCACCCCACCCCCAGGAAAUCCCACAAUCCCUCACUCACAGCCCUGACUCAUCUCUGACCCGUGUAGCUCCAGUGCAGCUGGAAAAAAAAAAAACAGAAGAAAGCAGAUGUUCUCACUCACUGAUACACCAAUCACCUGCAGACACCUAAAGCUCUCUGAGAGCUGGAGCUGCAAUGAUGAUGAUGAUAAUGAUGUCACUCACCUGGAACCUGCAGAGGAUCUCAAAUCCAUACAGAAAUAAUAGUUUAUAAACAUCUGGAAGCUUAGCUACACCACGUCCAGAUCAGGUACUGAUCAUGGAGAUGUGCUGAGGUGGACAGGGGUCUCGUUUUCAUCAUCAUUUCAUCUUCACUAUCAUUAAAAGAAACCUCACUGAUACACACUUCCUUCCUAAACAAGGUGGGAGAACGAGACGGGUUCUUCUGCUCCAGGAACACGUGGAGAACAUGGCUGCUCCUGAACCACGGUUCUGUAACUGAUUGAAGAAAAGUGCUGAUGAUUGUAGUGAAGGAUUUGCGAAGACGAAUCAGACCUAGAGCACGAGCACGAGCACGUUCUAAUCACAUGGUAUUUACACACCAUUUAUUCAUCCAGAGCCAGACACGGCGAGGAGACAUGGAGUCAUGGAUACGAGGAGAUGAUGAGAUGUGCAGACGUGGACAUGAGGAGCUCCGACAGUCCAGAAAAAACACACAAAAGACUCAAUUCUGACCAUGUGAAAAUCGAAUCAUACAAACGUCUCAAAACACACAAUUUAAAAAUUGUAUUUCAUUUAACAGUCCAAUAUAUUAAUUUAAAACCUGUUAUUUAUUAAUUAAUUUAUUUAUUUAUUUAUUUAUUUAUUUAUUUAUUUGGCUGCUGUUCUGGGGUUUCCAGAUGUUUCAGAAGUAAACAGAAGAAGCACACUGGAUGUUCAUUUUGUUUCCUAACAUUAAAAUAAUGCUGCAGUUGUUUUACAGAUGUUUUUGUGUUGAAACCACAGUUUCAGUUCUGUUUGUAUUUCUGUUCAUGUUUCUCAUUUUACUUUAUUAUAUUUAAAGAUAAAGAAUUAAAAAAAAAAACGAUGAUGUGAAGAAGAGGAAUAAAGGACAAGAAGAAGAAUCUCACACUUCA